GCGAAAGAUGAUGGAGGUUGACGGAUACGUGGUUGUCGACCACCCAGAAAGAGCCGAGCUGCUGGAAAAGGUUAGCGAAUGGCUCGCUCCUACCGACUACGCUGGCGACGGAAGCGGAUACGGCAAACACUUGGCUGCUGUAGCGCCCGAGACUGGAGAGUGGCUGCUCCAUCGCAACGACCAGUUCCAAGUUUGGAGAGCCUCAUCCGACCAAAAUGUGCUGUGGAUUAAGGGCGCUCCCGGAAGCGGCAAGUCGAUUCUUGCCGCAAAGGUUGUCCGCCACCUUGUCGAGGACUCUGCCGUAGCCUUUGGUUUCCUCCGGCGCAUCAUGUCAACCAACAACACUGUCGCAUUUCUCGUUCGCGACUUUAUCAUCCAGCUGCUACCUCACGCGCCAGGCGCGGACGCGAGAGUGAAGUCGUUGCUGGAAUCAAGCAACAGCGAUGUUGAGUCUGUGGCUACCCCGGAGCUUUGGCAGCUCUUGGCUUUUAUCAUCCGUCUCCUCCCGCGUGUUACGUUGGUGGUGGAUGCAUUGGAUGAGAUUCUUCCCGGUCAAGAGGUUGAGCUGCUAGAGUGCAUCCUGGGCUUGGCUGAAUCCAGCGGUGGGCGCGUCAAGACAUUCAUUACGAGUCGACCGCUUUCACACCUGGAGAGCUUGUUCCAGGAUGCUUCGGUCGGUUCUAUACGUCUGGUUGGUUCGGCCAUUGACGAAGACGUGUCUCGAUAUGUUUCGCAUCGGCUGCAGUUGCAGGCCCAACGCACCUUGUCACCCGAAGACUGUCUCUUGAUCCAAUCCUCGCUGGCAAAGUCUUUGUUUCUCCAGGCGCGGCUGACCCUGGACGAGGUCCUGAAGAGCGGCAAGACGGUUGCAGAAGCUUUGCAAAGAAUUCCCGGCUCGCUCAACGACCUCUACCAGAGCAUCCUUGACCAAUAUUCGAGCGGGUCCCAGGACACGGCCAAGCUCCAGCGACUAGUUCUCCUAUGGAUCACCCAUUCGUACCGCCCUUUACGAUUGUUGGAGAUAGCUCAUGUCGCCAUCUUCGAGGGUCUCUUUAAAAAUGUCACCAUAGCUAAGUCUAAUAUCCGGUCGUGCUGUGGUCCCCUUAUUGAGAUCCGCAAAGACGAGACUGUCCAUAUCUGUCAUCACUCGCUAGCCGAGUUUUUGCAAGAGUCUCGUUUCUUCGCGAGUACCACGGAAGGCAACCACCGAGAGAUAAGCAUGGCCUGUGUCUGUGAUGCCGAUGCGUUCGCUAAACUGGACCGCCUCUUAGCCGGAGGGGGUCGGGAGGCCAUCGCAUGGAUCCGGCUAUCCAAGCUAGACCAGAAGCUAGAAACUAUGGGCAUGGAUCGAGUGCACUUUGCUGCCCGCUUUGGACUCACCGCUUACGUCCAGCACCUUCUCGCUCAAGGUGUUAACGCAAACAACCAAGAUGGCAACCACCGGACGGCUAUGAUGCAUGCCGUCGACAGCGGCCACGAAGAGACAGUCAAGCUUCUCAUCGCCCACGGCGUGGAAUUGAACGCCGUUGACAAGAUGGGCCUGGCAGCGGUCCACUUUGCCGUUCUUAGCAACCACCCAGAUUGUCUGCGACACAUUGCUGCGGCUGGUGCUACCAUCACAGCCUUAGUGUCCCCGGCCGGUGCUGGCGGCGAGGACGUAACUUCGCCCUGGAUAUUUUCUGUAAGCAGCAAACAGUAUCAAUUGGUGGAGGACGAAGUCUGCCAACUCCUUAGAAUCCAAGCUCGUCACCUUCGAAAACGUCUCACCGCUUCCAAGAACAUGUUUUUGGGAUGCUCAGCCAUGCAGCUGGCGUGUGAGCUCGGGCUGGACGGCAUUCUCGAAGUGCUGAUCUCGUUCUUGGAUCCGGCAACUCGGGCUUCGAUUCCACUUCACUGGGCGGCUGCAGGGGGUCAUGCGACUGUCCUUAAGCUCCUGCUGCAAUACCCGGAGAUCAAGGAGAGUAUCAACAGCAAGAACCACCGGGGCAAUACUGCUCUUUUUGUGGCCAGCCGGUCGGGUAGCCUGGAUGCAGUCCAGACGCUCGUAGAACACGGUGCAGAUGCACGUAUCCUGAAUCAAGAUAGACGGCCUGACCGCGAUCUCAUGGCUAAGAAGCACAAGAACGGCGGCUCGCACUGGGGUGGGCUGUCUUGCCUCCAUGCUUGGGCUGGCAUGACCACCUUGGCAACUGUUUGGGCCCGGGUCUCUACGGUGGAUGCUGAUAAAAGCGAGGCGAGCAGGCAGACUAGAGCCGUUGAGCUUCUAAUCAGUUACGGAGCUGACCCCAGGGCCCUCAACAGACAUGGUCUUACCGCUCUCCACCUCAUGAAGGGCCAGCUUGAGGAACUCCCAGCCAUCAAGCUGCUUGUCGACGCGGAAGCCAACAUCAACGCAGCUCAACCAUCCACAGGCCGCACGCCACUACAUAUGUUAUUCCCAAAAUGCGGCCCCUUGCAGAACACUAUUACGGCCAUACCGGAGCUGGCCUUGGUUGGCGCUGACUUCAACCGAAAGGACAACAAUGGCAAUACUCCCCUUCACCUGGCCACCAGCAGCCUCACUGAGACGAAUUCUGAAGAAAUGGUCGAGCAGAUCCUAGGGGACUUCUUGAAAGUGUGUGAUCCCACCAUAACAAAUGGCGAUGGUCAUACAGCUCUAUUCAAAGCACGGGGCAACGCAUUUCACCGGCAGUUUGACAAGAUCGCCAGGCGCCUGGUAGAGAGUGGCGUUGACUUAGAAGCAAGAGACAACGAAGGAAAGACGGUGCUUCUGGAAGCUUGCCGCUGGCGGGAUGAGUCCAUCUUGGGGUUGGUAAAACUUGGCGCCGAUGUUCGGGCAAGAGACAAGGUCGGGAAAACCUGCCUGCACUACUUGUUCGGCGCACAAGCCCCCAACUCGGACUUCUACGCCUAUCGCGAUUUUCCUCGCAUUGUCAGUACCCUAACAAAUCACGGCGCGGCUCUGGAUGCUGUUGACAAUGCUGGGAACACCAUCUUCCACGAGUUAGCCGCCAACAAGGGCGACCAGCACUGGGUAAGUCGGGAUUUGCCCAGGUGGCUGAAAACUCUGCGCGACCUGGUUGAUUCCAACCAACAUGGCGCUCACUUGCGACGGAUUGCCAGCAUUAAGAACCACGUGGGCCGGAACCCGCUGCACUCUGCUGCGGCCGUGCCACCACUGAAUUCUAUUGCUGACGACCAAGAGGUGGCCUGGUGCGACUUCUUUCUCAACCCCAAACUUGGCUUGGAUCCCUUACUACCGGAUGCCAACGGCGAGACACCACUCCACCUAGCCGCUGCGCUUUCCGAGGCCCGUGCCUGGAAGCUAGUCGAGGCCGGCGCGGACAUCAGCCUGGUCUCGAACCGGGGACGGCUCCCUCUGCAUGAGGCGGCAAGAGGAGGUAAUAUCAACUGCAUGGCGCUUCUAUGUCAGGAGCAUCAGAGGAGACAGCUCGCUAUUGACGUCAAGGAUGAGAAUGGAGACACACCAUUGCACGAGGCUGCUUGUUCCGGACGAUGCGAGUCCGCUAGGUUGCUUCUAGAUGCUGGUGCCGACGUCAAUGCUGUCAAUUGUGCUGGACUUAAGCCUGCCCAGGUGGCUGCAUCUGUUUCGGCCACGGGACUCGACGAAAAGCAUAUUCGCAACGUAGUAGCGCAUGUGAUGAAUCACGUAGCCGACGAAGCAGGUGCUUUGUGGCAAUACAGCGAGGAAGAGGACCUGAUGAAGGAUCCGCCGUUCGACGUCACAUUGAGAGAACUAGAGACGCCCGGUCAUCAGGCAGUACUUCGACUACUAACGGGCACAGCCGCUAGCACCGGCUCCCCUACCGGUGGCCCAUCAGUUACAAGAACAGAAUUCGCGUACCGAAUUCCUGGCUCAAGAAACCAACCUGAGGAAGUCGUGGGCAACAAGCAUGAACAACAGGCUGAACAAGAAGAUGAGCAUGCCGAAGCCAUCCGAGAACUAGUCACCGCCGUCCUAACCCGCCAACACGAUAGGAUUCGAGAUCUCAUUUCUCGUACCGGGGCGGAGGCCGCACGCUGUAACAUCUUUGAGGGCCACGAAACCCUGGUCCACAUUGUCGCCCGCUCCGGCGAUCUCGAGACUCUCCAGGCCAUACUUAGCCUGGAGGGAGAUGUGAACUCAUUCAAGCCACCGCUGCUACAUGUGGCCGCCGAACGGAAGCAGCCCAACCUAAGCAUCAUGCAAUACCUGCUCAGCCUCGGCGCCAAUCCACAUGCACAAUACAAAGAUGACCGGAAAUGGCGGCGCCUUCGCUUCCCCUCUUACCCCAGCAACACCAACGUCAUGCACCUAAUGUCGCUCGGUCACAACUGGUGGCACUCUCACGGGCUGCGUCUGGUUACCCAGUACGGCGGCGAUCUUGGUCGUUCCAAUGGCGAAGGCUUAACCUGCGCUGCACUCUGCGACGAGGAUGCCGCAAACCGCCACCACCACAAACAAGGCCCUUAUGCCCCCCUAUGCAAAGCAACACUACUCACCCUUCAACAACCCGCCGAGCACGCAGCAGAAGACCUAAUCAAGCUGAUCAUGGACGGCAAUGCCGACGCUGUGCGAGCCCUUCUCGAAAGUGGCGCCGCUGACCCUAACCGUGUCUACCACCACGAAGACCGGGACUACAGCCACCAAGGCCAUACCAUGCUCCUCCCCCUCCAAGCCUGCGUCGACGCUUGGGAUCAAGGAGUCCUACGCACCGAGGCUGGCGACCCAGCCAUCUCCGAGAUCAUGGCCCUCCUCCUCCUUCACGGCGCCGACGCGGGGAAACUGCUCCCAGGCACCCAAACGCGUGUUUUCCACCACGCCGCCGCCUUCAACGCUCCCGUACAGCCCUUCCUCGACGCUGGCGUCGACAUCAACCUCCGAGAUCCCGACGGCGCCACGCCCCUCAUCGCCGCCGCCGGGUGGGUCGGGUACAUGCCCCAGGGUGGGCGCGAGCUGUUCGCCCUGGACCUGAUCGGCGGGGGUGCAGAUGUCAAUGCCGUGGACGAUUCGGGCCAGACGGCGCUGCACAAGGCCGCUCGGUGUGAGUCACACCUCAGCAAUCCCCAGGUCAUGGACGCGCUGCUGCGGGCCGGGGCAGACGCGGGGAUCCGGGAUGUCGAGGGCCACGAUGCGUUUUAUUAUUUUUUGCGGGCGGAGCCCGGGAGCUGGGGCAUGGAGCACUACCACGUCGGGAUGCUGGGGGACCUGUGGGAGGAGGGCGCGGCCGCGGUGGAUGUGUAUGCGGAGACCGGGGAGACGAAUGCGCACGUGGUGAUGCGGCUGGUGGCGGAGCAGUUUGAGAGGGAGUCUAUCGACCCGGACGAGGUGAAGGCGUUGGGCGACAUGUAUCGUGGGAUGGUGGCCCGGGGUGCUGACCGAGAGGCGAGGGACGGGAAGGGUAACACGCCAGUUUUCGAGCUGGUGAAGGGUUUAGGGAACGGAGAGUUGCCUAAGGAUCCGUGGGAGGCGUGGGUUCGGGCGUUGCUGGUUGAGCAUGUUCUGUCUGCGGUGAACGAUGCCGGGGAUACGCUGCUGCAUGUGCUGGCGCGGAAGCCAACUGGAGCGGUGUGGAGCCGUGCCAGGACGCCGAGCGCAGUGUUGUUUCGGAUGCUGAUGGAGUGUGGUGUAGAUCCGAAGAGGGAGAACGGGGAGGGCGUAUAUGGUUAUCUCGGAAAGGAGUUCGACUUGAAUGAUGAGAUUACUUGA
Molecule: messenger RNA, 5710 nt
Organism: Lasiosphaeria miniovina
Lineage: Eukaryota; Fungi; Ascomycota; Sordariomycetes; Sordariales; Lasiosphaeriaceae
Product: ankyrin repeat-containing domain protein
Exons: 5
Coding region: 8-5710 (1900 amino acids)
Molecular function (GO): protein binding
Source: RefSeq, a predicted model, not a curated record